GGAGAGAAGCAACCACCGAUCUGCACGAAAACCCAAAUGACUUCAUCUACUUCGCCGACUAUAACUUUACCCCUUCUAUCCAACAACCGCAUUUCGUCUCUCCAUGCCUCCACCUGCUACUUCAAAUUGCCAUGGAAUUUCUUCAACAAAAAGAAGUUCGACUCCACUAUCACAGCCAUGGCACGACCACAACGAAGCGCGAUGCAGUUUAAUCAAGUUGGGGAUUCUGACCUUACAGUCAGUGAAAUUACUUUCGGCACCAUGACAUUUGGGGAACAGAACACAGAGAAGGAAGCUCAUGAAAUACUUUCCUAUGCCUUCGAAAAUGGCAUUAAUACGUUGGACACUUCAGAAGCAUAUCCGAUUCCAAUGAAGAAGGAGACACAAGGAUUAACAGAUAUUUAUAUCGGAAACUGGCUGAAAUCUCAACCUCGUCAUCAGAUUAUAUUGGCCACUAAAGUGUCUGGUUACUCGGAAAGAUCAAGUUACAUACGAGAUAAUGCAGAAGUUGUGAGGGUUGAUGCUGCUAACAUCAAAGAAAGUGUGGAGAAAAGCUUGAAACGUCUUAAUACUGAUUACAUCGAUUUAUUACAAAUUCAUUGGCCGGAUCGCUAUGUGGCUUUGUUUGGCGAGUUCUUUUAUGAUCCUUCAAAAUGGAGGCAAAGCGUGCCAUUUCUUGAACAGCUCAGGGCCUUCGAAGAACUUAUUCAGCAAGGAAAGGUACGCUACAUUGGGGUUUCAAAUGAAACUUCAUACGGAGUCAUGGAAUUCAUUCAUGCUGCAAAGUCUGAAGGACUGCCAAAAAUCGUCAGCAUUCAGAACAGUUACAGUCUGCUAGUAAGAUGCAAGUUUGAAGUUGAUCUUGUUGAAGUAUGUCACCCAAAGAAUGGCAAUGUGGGGUUACUUUGUUAUUCUCCUCUGGCUGGUGGAUCAUUAAGUGGCAAGUAUUUGGAUUUAGAGUCUGAAGCUGCCAAAAAGGGUAGGCUUCAGUUGUUCCCCGGAUACAUGGAAAGAUAUAAUAAAUCCAUUGCCAAGGAAGCAACGGCACAAUACAUUGAAAUGGCGAAGAAGCAUGGUCUGAGUCCGGUUGAACUAGCACUUGGAUUUGUUAGAGACCGCCCGUUCAUGACAAGCACAAUCAUCGGUGCUACGUCCUUAGAACAAUUAAAAGAGGAUAUUGAUGCUUUCUUGACGACAGAGAGACCCUUAUCACCUGAUGUGAUGACGGAUAUCGAAACCAUCUUUAAAAGAUACAAAGAUCCAACAAUCCUUUAGGUACAUGCAAGGUUCAAAAUGGCUAGAGUGUGUUGCGACGGCAAGAUCAAGCCUCAAGCCUUACGUGUCAUGGUGAAGACCUGGCGUUUUUCAAGGCGUAACAUGAGACAACAAACUUUUAUGUCAUAUAUCUAUGCUAUAUUAUAAAGCAUUUGACAAAAAC
This is a messenger RNA of Cynara cardunculus var. scolymus (artichoke), 1438 nucleotides long. Its product is annotated as protein tas-like. The record is from RefSeq and is a predicted model, not a curated record. The coding region runs from base 37 to 1275 and encodes 412 amino acids. Lineage: Eukaryota; Viridiplantae; Streptophyta; Magnoliopsida; Asterales; Asteraceae. The transcript is spliced from 9 exons. Gene Ontology annotation, molecular function: oxidoreductase activity.